AUGGCUUUUUGGUUACCCCAAAAUAUACAAAGACGGUUGAUAUUGUAUGUGUUGCAGCAGAUUACAUUGUUUUCAAAUGUUGAUAUUACAAAGCUGGAUGUUUCGUUGGGAUCGCACAGUAAAUUUACCUUCCAAGAUGUUGAUCUUAAUAUCAGCGAGAUGAAUAUUUCUGGAUGUGAGGUGAAUUCUGGUAUGCUAGGAAAAUUGAUGCUGGGACUAACUGUGUCGGGGGAUGUCCAUAUCUCUGGAGAUAAUAUUGAUUUUAUGAUUACGAUGAUUAAUGAGGAUGAUUUUAAUGAUAUGAAUUCAUUUUCGCUGGCGAAAAGUUUUUAUGAUUUGACGAGUUCUAUUAUGCAAUUCAAACCAGAUGCACAUUUGAAGAAUGAGAUAUCUGGCUCGGGUAGUGAUUCUCCUAGAAUACCUGACGACUAUACUAACCCAUCAAGCGCUGGAGGUAAUCCCACGACCAAUACUUAUGACAUAAUUGUUGAUGAUACGGCAAGCAGCACAACUGAAAGUGAUGAUUCAUCUCCAAUCGAUAGUAUCCCUACCUCUAGGUUCAAUAUCAUGCAGCAGAAGGUAAUAGCUACAGCACUCGCAAAAUUAAAAAUAACACUUCAAAGUGUAAGAAUUAGGAUUAAUUUAGGCAAAAGGAAGGAUUGUAACUGUCUGGAUGUAGUAGUGAAGAGAAUUGAUAUGUCAACAUCUGAGGGUCAUGUGAGAAAUUUUGAUGCAAAUGGUAUUAGUAUUGCAUAUAUAAAUAAUGAGCCCUCAGUAGUACCGCCUAAUAAUAUGGAUAUGGCAGAAAGUUUAUAUUUUUCACAGGCAGAUGCGAGUUCGAUUUAUAUGAGUGCUCUAAGUGAUGCAAAUACUGAUAUAAAAAGUUUAGAUGCAUCAGUGUUCAAUAGUGAAAGGUAUGAGCUACUUAGUAUAAACGGAAUGAGUUUCUCUUUUGUAGGUAUAUCAUCUAUUGAUGAUUUUGCUAUCUCACGAAUAAAAAUUAAUUUAGGUACCUUACAAGUUAAUAUUCCUUUUCUUUUGAAAGUGAGGGAGGAUAUUAUAUUAACUAUGAUAUUCAAACUAAUCUCGCCCCGACAUACUGAUAAGGUUGAUGUUAAAAAUUCACCAGCAUACAAAAGGUUCCAGAAUGAGCUUCAUUCUAAUGAUACAAAUUUGUUCUCAAAUUUAGCAAUAGAGGAAAUUUUAAUUGGUCUGUCGUCUAAUCAAAAGAUUAUUUUGAGAGCUGUUGAUUUGGAGUCAAAUGAAAUUAAUGGCAUUAAUUUAAGUGUAGGAGAUAUUGAUUUGGUUGGACUUGAUAUGGAUUGGAUAUCUGAAACAAGACCAUGUUUCAAUGCAAGUUUUGGUAAGUCCAAUACAAUUAUAGAACUUGCGAAUACCAUCAUCAGAGUGUCUGAACAUGACCUAAUCUUAUUCCUGAAAAUAUAUUACGAAAUAAUGGAUUUUAUCGAUUUUGUGCUUUCUAAAUGGAAGAUUUUAGGUGUCAAACAAGUUAGUCAAUUGAGAAAUGAUGAGAAAUUCUCACUCAAUGUCGGCUCUUUAGUUAUUGAGAUACCUCUUGAUAAUUCGAUUUUAGAGAUUAACAUACCCAAUAUAGAGCAUGAUUCUCUAAAUCAGGAUUUAAAAUUAUACGAAGUAAAUAUGACACAUAUUGUUGAGUCUAUCAAAAUCAGCAGUUUGAAAUUAAAGGAGGUAUCAAUUGAUCUCUCAAGUGCAAGAAAAAAAAUGAAAUGCUAUAAUGAGCAUUUUUCUCAAUAUUUUGUUUUUACUCAUUAUAAGGUACAAAUAACAGGAAUUGAUAGUCAAAUAAACUUAAAGUCACUAUGGAUAAUAGGUGCGGUGAUAGAACAGUUUUAUAUUGCAUCGCCAGUACAAGAAUAUCCAGAAGCCACAAACAAAAAUAGCGUUCGAUUUCAUGAUAAUAAUAAGCGUCUUCUUAGUACUUCAUUAAUGAUAAACAAAAGAGCCAUUUUAGCAAAAUAUAUUAUUGAGCUUGAUGAUAUUAAAGUAUGUAUUUCUGGAUUUGAUGCUGACCAAAUUAGGCACUGUAAGUUUAGUUUACAGCGCUUACUAUUUUUGAACCAGAUUGACAAAGGUUUAUUGUUCAAUAUCUUUCAACCUCAUGUGGAAAUUAAGUUCUUCAGCGGAUCAUUAAAUGAUAUUAUCAGAAGUACGAAUAUCGGAGUUUCUGGACAACCGCAUUUGAUAUUAUGUAUAUUUGCAGAUAAAAAGAUAAAAGUAUCAAUCAAGGACAUCAUGAUAUUUUAUCAAGCAAAGUGGCUUGACUCUGUUCAAAGAAACGCAAGUUUAGAUCAGGAAAAGGGUCAAAAUGUUGAAUAUAGUGAAUUGCCGGAAUUUAGUAUAUCUAUCAGGGAUUCAGCAAUUAAUUUUCUUCCAUUUAGAAUUAAUCCUUCUCUGGUAAUUUUGUUUGAAUCUAUCAUCGUAACAAAAUCUGGUAAUGAUGCUCUUAUUAACAUGCACAGCAAAGUUGGUAGGUUCUAUUUAACUGAUAAUUACGAUCAUUUGAAGACCACUCAAGUUAUGAAUAAAACAAUAUGUGAUUCACUAAUAAAGAGUGGGUAUAGUCAAAUAGGAAAGUUUGAAGGACUAUCAAUGACGCUUAAUAAGAAGCACAAGAUAGUUAACUGUAAUGGAUGUUUGGAGAAAGUUAUAUUAUCCGUAUGUUCUGAUUCCUUCCACACUUUAGUACAAUUGUGUAUGGAUUUGAAAGUCCCGGUUACUUUUCCUGAUGAUAAAAAAUACCAACCAGUUCCUUCAGUCGCUGUCGAUUUAUUUGAGACAAUCGAGGAGAAUGAAUUUAAUUUAUCUAACUUAGAUAAUAAAGAUAUUGAUAAAUCAAUUGGAAGUGAUUCAGAUUCUCUUCAUAUUGUGAACAGUUUUCUCGAUGAAGUUGAAGAUUUCCAAUUUCAUGAAGACUAUAAUUCGGGAACAGUUUGGAGUCAUACGACCUCUGAUACACACUCCAGUUCCGAUAUUCUACCUAUAAGUCUGAAGGAAGAGUACUUGGAUAGUCGCAGAACUGAAGUUCAAAAGCAUUCACAAAGUAAUGACAGGAAUAUAAUCAGUGAAAUAGAUUUUGAUAUAAAGAAUGCGGAUAUUAGAUUAUAUGACGGUUAUGAUUGGCGAUACACCAGAAAAAACGUCUCCUCCGCCAUUAGUGAAUUAGAAGAAGGACUAUUAUCUGGGAUACAACGUCAAGAACAGACUGAAUCAGAACUAUCGCGGACGACUGUUUUCGACUCCAUUUGUAUAGCAACCAAACAAAAGGAUUUGGGAAAUUUGAAGCAAAUUAUAUCAGAACAAGUUCAAGGCAAACAUGAUCAUUUAAACUCCGAUAAAGUUUACUUAUAUCCAUCAAAACAUUACAAAUCUCUUAUCAAGGCAAAUGAAUUGAUAUUUAAAAUAAAAAUUUACGAUUCCAAUUCUCCACGUAAUGAAGAGUUCAAUAACCAUGCAGCAAAGCUCUUUCAGAUUACAGCCUCGAUAUCUACUUAUGAGGUUUUGGACAAUUUGCCUACCUCAACUUGGAAUAAGUUUGUUACUUUACUUAAGAAGGAGGCAUGGCCAAAAUCUGAGCCAAUGCUAUAUUUUGAUUUUAUGCUUUUCAAACCAAUUAAUAGUUUAGAGGCCACAGAAGCGACCAUCAAUAUUCGUUCAGCACCCCUAAGAAUACAUGCAGAUCAAUAUAUGGUGGAUUUUCUACUAAGAUUUUUUCAGUUUAAUGAUAAAAGAUUUGAGUUGAUCGAUGAGUACCCUGAGAUUCUAUUUCUUCAGAAGUUUAAGUCAAAUACAAUAAAGUUACGGAUAGACUACAAACCAAAUAAAACAUCUAGUGGGAUGUACUCUGGAAAGAUUUCUGAUUUAAUUAAUUUAUUUGUGUUAGAUGAGUCUAAAGUGACUCUAAAAGGUGUUGUUUUGCAUGGCAUAAAUGGUUUUAAUGAACUUUCCGAACAACUCGUAAAAAUUUGGGGAAAUGAUGUUACCUCAAAGCAGAUAUUUAACAUAUUGCAAGGAUUUGCCCCUGUAAAGUCGUUCAUUGCGUUGGGAGCUGGAGCACAAACAUUUAUAACAGUGUUACUUGCUGAGUAUAAACGCGAUAGGAGUAUAUCCCGAAGUGUAAAAAAGAGUGGUAAUAUAUUUAUCAAAACUACUACUGGUGAUUUUAUUAAAUUGGGCGCAAAACUUGCGGUAGGAACGCAAGCACUACUCGAAAACACAGAAGGAAUUUUAUCUGGAAAUGCAACGCAAAAUAGGACCCUUGCUGAUGUAAGUCAAACAAAUAAAGUCCUAGACCUAGAUUCACUUUUGCAACAAGAUCAGGUUCUCAUUGGAAGAAAUCCUAAGAUUAGAAAUAAAAGUCCUAGUGCUAUAAUCAUCGAUGCGGCAGACCUUGAGGAGUCAGGUAGACCGAAGGUUGUUAGCCUUUAUUCCGAGCAGCCUCUGGAUUUACAUAAAGGCCUUGAAGAGGCCUACCAUGCCCUCGAAAAGCACAUACAGAUUGCUUAUAAUACAAUAUGGCAGACUAACCAGGAGUUGAGAGGCGAAGAGUCUAGGAGUGCGAAGGCAGCUGCUGUCACUAUUGCAAAAGCCGCACCUGUUGCAGUUAUCAGGCCAAUGAUAGGUGCAACAGAGGCGAUAGCGAAAACAUUGCAAGGCAUAUAUAAUCAAUUGGAUAAAUCCAAUAUUGAGGAAAUUAAUGAUAAAUAUAAAAAGGAAGACAAUUAA
This is a messenger RNA of Nakaseomyces glabratus, 4764 nucleotides long. It is a transcript of the gene ATG2, whose product is annotated as Atg2p. Gene Ontology annotation, biological process: autophagosome assembly; piecemeal microautophagy of the nucleus; reticulophagy. Gene Ontology annotation, molecular function: phosphatidylinositol-3-phosphate binding. Gene Ontology annotation, cellular component: phagophore assembly site. NCBI's taxonomy places the organism in Eukaryota, Fungi, Ascomycota, Saccharomycetes, Saccharomycetales, Saccharomycetaceae. The record is from RefSeq and is a predicted model, not a curated record.